AUGGUUUCACCCACCUUCAUCCGCCUCGUUGCAGGCGCGGUCAUCUUGGCCGGCGUCAACGGCCAGGUGGACACCACGACCACGUCCGACAUCUCCGUUACGGCUGUUAAUCCGACCGACACCACCGUCACCGCCGUAGUCCCCGUCCCCACGAUCCUGCCCAUCACCACUAGUCCCGUCAUCGCCCCCCCUGCCUCAGUGACAACGACCACCUGCAACUUCAACGGCACCUGCAGGGUCAUCACCUUGCCCCCCGCCGUAUCGAUCCCCAGCUCGGUGACAACCCUGUCGACCUGCAACAACAGGGGCGCCUGCGGCCCCGCCACCACGCUCACAUACCCCGCGCCCCCGGCCGUGACGACUCUGACGCGCUGCAACUUCAGCGGCAGCUGCUCGGCCGUCACCCGUACCAACACUGGCCCCAUCUUCACCAACCGCACGACCACCAUCCGGCCCUCCACCAUCUGGCCCUCCACCAUCUGCAGCGGCACCGCAUGCCGUAUUACCGUCUCCACGGGGGUCUCGACCAUCAUCCGCCCCAUCACGCCGACGCUCACGGCCCCCCGUAACUCGACUCUGAUCACCAGGCCCUCCGUCCCGAUCUCGCUCCCAGUCAUCUCCAGCCGUCUCAUCAUCUCUAGCAGCCGUUCCGCCACCGCCCCUCAACUACCCCCCUCCAACCCUCCCUCGAACGUGCCCCUUCCCUCCAACACCACCCGUCCCGCGACAACGACUCCUAGCGUCGUGGUCGUGGCGGGCGAGCCCGCUCUCAAGGCUGUCAACGUGAUACCGUUGAUGAGUGUUCUCGGCGCGGUGGCCAUCGGUGUGGUUCUCUUCUUGUGA
Colletotrichum spaethianum is the source of this 843-nucleotide messenger RNA. RefSeq lists its product as uncharacterized. The record is from RefSeq and is a predicted model, not a curated record. The transcript is spliced from 2 exons. NCBI's taxonomy places the organism in Eukaryota, Fungi, Ascomycota, Sordariomycetes, Glomerellales, Glomerellaceae. Bases 1 to 843 code for a protein of 280 amino acids.